This is a messenger RNA of Aspergillus calidoustus, 2211 nucleotides long. The record is from the annotation of a GenBank genome assembly. Lineage: Eukaryota; Fungi; Ascomycota; Eurotiomycetes; Eurotiales; Aspergillaceae.
AUGGAUAUCUCCGAUCUCAUCGAACCGCCGCAAAAGCGUCUAAAAACCGAAAAUGUCGCUGACACGGCCGAUGUCGCACUUCCCGCGACUGUCGCAGUAGGCGCUCUACAGCCUGCAGCGGACGACCAGUUGUCGCGAGAGAUUGAAGUUGGAAUCACCGAGUUUGUCAGCGCAGACAAUGAGGGCUUUGUGGGAAUUCUGAAGAAACGAUACACCGAUUUCCUUGUCAACGAGAUCCUACCGUCCGGGAAAGUUUUGCAUUUGCAAAGCACCGCCGUGCCGAGGGAAGAUGGAGAUAACUCUGCGCCUGUGGAGAAGAAACUGGAGGAGAACUCAGAGGAGAAACAAAACAAGCCAGAAACUCCAGUGGAGGAAUCGCCGGCCCCUGUGGAGCUUCAACUCUCCGAUGAGGACAAGUCACUACUCGAGUCUUUCUUCGGUGCGCCAAACGUUGAAAAGAUCUUGUCGCUGCACAAAAGGGCAAUGUUGAAUCCCAAGUCCAAGCCCAGCGACCUGGGCAGAUUACCCACUGUUGUCGUCAAUGAUCGUGACCACCGGAUUCAGAUCCACCAGGCGAUCCGACGGAUUUUCAGCUCGCAACUCGAGUCCUCGACAGACAGCGAAGGGACGAUGGUCAUCUCGGCUUCCUCGAACCGGAACAAGCGCGGUAACCAGAAUGCUGGACGUGGCGGCUCAAAGGAAGGCGGCCGAACGCGCGUCAACUGGGAUGAGCUGGGAGGACCGUAUCUACAUUUCACCAUCUACAAGGAGAACAAGGACACUAUGGAGGUCAUCUCAUUUAUCGCCCGUCAGCUCAAGAUGAACCCGAAGAGCUUGCAGUUCGCCGGCACAAAAGACAGGCGUGGAGUGACGGUGCAACGAGCGUGCGCACUCCGCGUGCACGCUGAUCGCCUGGCGAAGCUCAACCGGACCCUUCGCAACGCUGUAGUUGGAGAUUUCGAGUACCGGCGCCAUGGCCUCGAGCUCGGAGACCUCAACGGUAACGAGUUUGUUGUUACGCUGCGCGAUUGUGAGAUUCCAGGCAUUGACAUCCAGAACCGUGAAGCCGCCGUAGCAAAGGCUACGGAGCUCGCAAGCUUAUCACUCAAAAACCUCUACCAACGAGGCUACUUCAACUACUACGGUCUCCAGCGCUUUGGGAGUUUCACAACCCGCACCGACAUGGUCGGUGUCAAGAUCCUCCAAGACGACUACAAGGGCGCCUGUGAUGCCAUCCUCGACUACAGCCCUCAUGUCCUCGCCGCCGCGCAAGCCGGCGAAGCCUCAACAGUAAACAUCAGCUCCGAAGACAAGGCACGCGCGCAGGCGAUUCACAUCUUCCAAACAACCGGCCAAGUCAGCGCCGCGCUAGACAAAAUGCCUCGCAAGUUCUCCGCAGAGUCCAACAUCAUCCGCCACCUCGGCCGUUCCAAAAACGACCACCUCGGUGCCCUGCAGACCAUUCCGCGUAACCUCCGACUCAUGUACGUCCACGCUUACCAAUCACUCGUUUGGAAUCUGGCUGUCGGCGAGCGCUGGCGCUUAUACGGCGAUCGCGCUGUAGAGGGUGACCUCGUCCUCGUUCACGAGCACCGCGACAAGGACGGCUCUGCCGCAUCAUCCACGACAACAGAAGCAGGCGCAGUAACCGUCGACGCAGACGGCGAGGUCAUCAUUGCCCCACAGGAGGGGGACAGCGCCUACGCCGCCGAAGACACCUUCAUGCGCGCGCGAGCCCUGACCGCCGACGAAGCCACCAGCGGCAAAUACACCAUUUUCGACAUCGUUCUGCCCCUCCCCGGCUUCGACGUCAUCUACCCCGCCAAUCAAAUGACAGACUUUUACAAGACGUUCAUGGGUAGUGCGCGCGGCGGCGGUCUCGACCCGUUCAAUAUGCGUCGCAAGUGGAAAGACGCGAGUCUGAGCGGGAGCUACCGGAAGAUUCUGAGCCGGAUGGGCGCGGAUUAUUCGGUCGAUGUCAAACUGUACUCCCGCGAUGAUGAGCAGUUUGUGCAGACGGAUUUGGAGGCAUUAUCUGCCAAGUCAAAUAACACCGAUGUGAAAGAGGAGGGUGAAGCUGCUGCAGCGGACAAAAUCGCUGUUGUGCUCAAGUUCCAACUCGGUUCGAGCCAGUAUGCUACCAUGGCACUGAGAGAGUUGAUGAAGGGGAGGGUAAAGGCUUAUCAACCUGAUUUUGGAGGCGGUCGGUAA